AUGAUAUCCUUUGCGCCAUGGAGCCUGGUCGUCGCGACGUUGACAUUGUGUGUCGCUGAACCCAUCGCAAAGCCUGAAGCUAUACCACAGCAAAUCUCGAACAAUGCGCCAUUCUCCGGCGCCGUGUAUAUCGUAAACCCAGAAGGCCAAUCAGUCGUAGCGCAAGAUGCAAACUGGUGUCCUUCAUCCGCGUCAGUGAGCUGCAGCAAUGUCAACCAGCCUAGUUGGUGCUGUCCGUCAGGCUACGAAUGCGCCGUACCCGGUAACUCCAACGGACUCAUUGGCUGCUGUCCAAGCGGAAACCAAUGUGGAGGCGCGGUAAACGUCGCACAGGUCACGACCGUAACUGUGUACCCCCAGCAGCAAACGGCAAUCGUGUACGCUCAACCGCCUCCCCAAACGACCGUAUACCAGAACCCAGCUACAGUGCAAGGCGGCUUCUGCGCUACAAUCACAAUGGACGGACCUGAUCUACCGAGAGCUGAGCAAGGAGGAUGCGGCACAAUAUUGAUCGUUGCAGGAGCACCGAGUCUGAAAGUGCUAGGUGUAGGCGCCGGCGUUGUUGGACUGUUCCUACACCUAGCCUUGGGCAGGAUGUUCCAUGGCGCAUAA
Alternaria burnsii is the source of this 612-nucleotide messenger RNA. RefSeq lists its product as uncharacterized. Lineage: Eukaryota; Fungi; Ascomycota; Dothideomycetes; Pleosporales; Pleosporaceae. Bases 1 to 612 code for a protein of 203 amino acids. The transcript is spliced from 2 exons. The record is from RefSeq and is a predicted model, not a curated record.